Pseudozyma hubeiensis SY62 is the source of this 807-nucleotide messenger RNA. RefSeq lists its product as hypothetical. NCBI's taxonomy places the organism in Eukaryota, Fungi, Basidiomycota, Ustilaginomycetes, Ustilaginales, Ustilaginaceae. The record is from RefSeq and is a predicted model, not a curated record. The transcript is spliced from 3 exons. Bases 1 to 807 code for a protein of 268 amino acids.
AUGAUCCUCGUAGUCUGCGAAUUGCAAUCAGCACCGAUUGAUCAGAGAAUAUGCAUCUACCUGAGGUGGAUCGUUCACGGCGAAGAAGAGGCGCUGUACGAUGCGCUGCACAACGCGUCUGCCGCCAAGGUGAUUAAUGGUAAUGCAGAGAGGCUACCAGCGAAUGCUUCGGUAAAGAAGGACCUACAAAGCUUCGAGGUCAUCAAAUACAUUCCGUCCUGGCAGCUCAAAGUCGGUCCCAGAGCUUCGCCCUUUUCACCACAACCCUUCCGAAUCGAUCUCUCUGACGCUCUGCAAGACAAUUCUUCAGGCUUCUUCGAAGUAUCCGUGGACGGCAAUCUCGCCGUCGACUUGACACUUUGCAAUCCGGAUCGUUGCCAGAGCAGCAAACAAGUCAGCACACGCGUUCGGUUGAGAAGCACCAAAUUCUCACCCUGGCAAUCCUCCUCUUCCCUCCCAAUGGGAUCACGAGGACCGGAAGGACUCAUCCAACACCUCGGCCCGCUCCUCCCGCUCCACUGCGAUCGCUCCGAAGAUGUCGAUCUCUUCUUCCGGCGGAAAAGUGACGUACGGACCGGGUCUGAGGAUGUACCGCAACUUCCAAGAAAAGACCUUCAAGCUGGAUCUGUGGACAGCCACCAGGUGGGCAACAAUAGAGGUCGAGGGCGAAGAGAGAAGUUUCGCGACCCAAAUUCCAGGUCCGAGGAAAGGUGGGUGGGAAGCUGGAUAUUGUCAUCACAGCUACAGGUGCAGUGCGAAGGCCAGUACUUUGAGGUCGUUACCGUCAAACACUGUCAAAGUCGGUAA